CUGUCCUCUCAGUGGUAGCGCCAGGACUAGCUAGAAAGCGGGCUGCGGAGUCUGUCCAGUGUCGACUGGGGGUCCUGCUCGAGCCCGGACGGAGGAGAGCACAUGGGUGAUCAGCACAUGACCUAUUAAAGAGAGAUCUCUAAACAAAGUAAGUGGGAAGAUUUGAUGGAAUCAAGAAUGAUGGAUCCAUGUUCGGUUGGAGUCCAGCUUCGUACCACAAAUGAGUGCCAUAAAACCUACUAUACUCGUCAUACAGGUUUCAAGACUUUGCAAGAAUUGUCAUCAAAUGACAUGCUCUUACUUCAACUUAGAACUGGAAUGACACUGUCUGGGAACAAUACAAUUUGCUUUCAUCACGUAAAAAUUUACAUUGACAGAUUUGAGGAUUUGCAGAAGUCAUGUUGUGACCCAUUUAACAUACACAAAAAACUAGCCAAAAAAAAUUUACAUGUAAUUGACUUAGAUGAUGCCACUUUUCUGAGUGCAAAAUUUGGAAGACAGCUUGUACCUGGUUGGAAGCUUUGUCCAAAGUGUACACAGAUAAUCAAUGGAAGUGUGGAUGUUGAUGCUGAGGACCGCCAGAGAAGAAAACCUGAAUCAGAUGGAAGAACUGCUAAAGCUUUGAGGUCAUUACAGUUUACAAAUCCAGGAAAGCAAACUGAAUUUGCUCCAGAAACUGGUAAAAGAGAAAAAAGAAGGCUCACAAAAAAUGCAACCACUGGUUCAGACAGACAAGUGAUACCAGCGAAGAGUAAGGUGUAUGAUAGCCAGGGUCUCCUGAUUUUCAGUGGGAUGGACCUCUGUGACUGCCUUGAUGAAGACUGCUUAGGAUGUUUCUAUGCUUGUCCUGCCUGUGGUUCUACCAAAUGUGGAGCUGAGUGCCGCUGUGACCGCAAGUGGCUAUAUGAACAAAUCGAAAUUGAAGGAGGAGAAAUAAUUCAUAAUAAACAUGCUGGAUAAUUUGUAGUAUCAAACCAUGGGAUCUUUAAAGGUCCUCUCUCUAUUUCUAAUAUUCUGUCAUUUAAAAUACAUUGUAAGCUUGAUUGCCAAAUGACAACAAUUUGAAAACCACCUCAAUAUCCACUCAGCGUGCACUACUUUGCAUUUUGAGUGCUUUAAAAUUCAUUAUUUGGUAGGCAGUUAAGAUGGGCUAUUUCUCAGAAGUCAGCAUUAAGACAGUCUGGGCCUGUGUAAACAAUUAGGGUAUAUAGGCAGUCCUUGAUUUGCAUGGUUUCUAUAGGCAAAAAUUUCAGUGACCAUGACUUAAAGAAUAUCAGUCUCCAAACAGCAUGAUUCAAAUUUCACUUACUACAGUAUAUUAGAUGUGAGUAACUGCAUGAAGUGCAAAUUUCUCUGCUAGCUCUUUAGUCCACAGAUCACUAUGUAACAGCUGUGCUUCAUGAUCAGUGACCAAUCGUGUUACUUCUUUCAAAUUCUGCCAGUGGUUGGUCCGUGUGCAUCUGUUACUUGAUUCACUCAUAGCAAAGUUUGUGGUCUCCUAGUCACCCACUUGACAUUUUACAAAAGUGGACAAUUGAAAGAGCCAACAAAAA
Messenger RNA from Microcebus murinus (gray mouse lemur), 1553 nucleotides. RefSeq names its product ARF like GTPase 14 effector protein (gene ARL14EP). NCBI's taxonomy places the organism in Eukaryota, Metazoa, Chordata, Mammalia, Primates, Cheirogaleidae. The record is from RefSeq and is a predicted model, not a curated record. Gene Ontology annotation, cellular component: intracellular membrane-bounded organelle.